This is a messenger RNA of Oikopleura dioica, 384 nucleotides long. NCBI's taxonomy places the organism in Eukaryota, Metazoa, Chordata, Appendicularia, Copelata, Oikopleuridae. The record is from the annotation of a GenBank genome assembly.
AUGGCAGAGAAAGCUCAAAAAGAAGCGAAGGUCUAUAACCAGGUGCACCAAAACUCGAUUCUUGAAGAAUUGGUGACCAAAGAAAAGAGAUACGCGAAACUCAAUAAAGUCUGUAACCCAAAUCCUACCAAGAAAUACUUUGACGGGGCAGAAAAACCAAACUCAUUCGCCAGAAAUGAUCCUGCAGACAAUACGUUUUUCGAAAAAGCAAAGGUAGCAUUUGGUUCACCUCAAGAGAGAUAUGGAGAUGCGCCUGUGACCGUAAAUCAAGAAUAUGGCUGGGUGCAUACGCGGUUAGAAAUCAACGCUCCGGAUUACGAAUAUGCUCUAUACAAACCAAAGUGCGCUACUGAAAUGACUCGCCGAGGCUACAUCAAACGCUGA